Molecule: messenger RNA, 1639 nt
Organism: Racocetra fulgida
Lineage: Eukaryota; Fungi; Glomeromycota; Glomeromycetes; Diversisporales; Gigasporaceae
Source: the annotation of a GenBank genome assembly
GCAACAGAAGAUUUACUCCAAAAGGACAAGAUUCAAAGUAAAUAUAUUUCAGAACUUACAAAAAUAAAACGAAGCUAUAAGGAAACGGAUGAACAAUACAAUAUAGUCAAGGAAGCUUUGGAAAGUUUUGCAGUAACUAGUAUACUGGCUUCGGCUAUGUAUAUGAAAGGCUUCGGCUCCGCUAUAGAUACACCAUGUUUGUUAGGUUGGAAUUUAGAGGUGAACUUCGUUAGUAUUAGAUAUCAGAACAUAAUCUUUUACAAUGAUAAGAAUGAGAAAAAGUCGGAGGAAGUGAAGGAUUUUUGGGAAGACAACGAGUUGGACCAAAAACUCAAUAAAAUAGAUAAAAAACGAAAAUUGGUCGAGGCUGAAGGUGUUGUGAAUUUUUUGCAAACGGGAAAUGAACGCUUAAACGAUACUUCGAAGAUGGUUCAUAAGCUUCAGUUAAAUCUUUUGAAAGGAAAUGAAGCAAAAAAAUCCAGAAAUGAUGAACAAGAAGAAAUGGAGGAUGCUAACAAGGAUGAGUCAGCUACGGAUAACAAACCUUAUCUCUUAAGAAAAAGACAAGAUACCGAUUAUAAUGAGGAACGGAUGAUAAAGAAACAUCAAGAUGGAUACUCUACACCAUCACCAUGUAGUCCAAAAUUACAUUCAUUGCCAAUAGAUAAUCCAUUUGUAGUGGAAGAGGACGAGUACGGCACCAUAAUAGUUGAUGAUGUAGACGAACUUUGCUUCAAUGAUGGGGAUCCAGCAAAUGAUCUUAAGAUAGGAGAGAUCAAUAUAUCUCAAUUAUUCCGGAAAUUUCAGAAUGAGUCAGUAAAGAUCGCAAAGACCGAUGGUCUAUUCGUUGAAUCAAACGUACAUGAAAUACUGGCACUGUCUUCGAUUUUUCUGCUUAUUCCAGGCUCUUACUCAAAACAGAUGGUCAACAUAUUCGGUUCUCCUCUGCUCGAUGAAGUCUAUCAACAAAUCAAACCUGUUCAGCAAACAGAAAUAGACUCAGAAUAUGAAUCAAAGUUUAGGAAGGUGAUCAAACAAGCAACAAAAGAGUCGCGUCGCAGUGCUACAAAAUCACUGCUAGCAGAACUUACAAACGAUCAAAUGUUGGAUGAGAACUUGGAUUCCGUUAUCUUGGAAUGUCUGAAAACGUUGCCAACUGAAAAGAUUAAAAAUGAGCCAAGCGAAAUAACGGUUAUUACAAAUUAUCUGGACCACAUCAUGAGGGAAAUAUUUCAUGAUCCAGACAAACACAUUGUUGAAUGGCCCAAUACGGGUCUUGACGAAAGCAAGGCAAGAAAGUCACAGGGGAGAAGCAAACAACCGGAUUUUGUAGUAUCUAUUGUCCAUCAGCUACAGACAAGUGGUGUCAUAUUUGUGGGCGAAGUCAGUCCACCUUCAGAAAAAAACAAUGUUUAUAAGAAUUGUAACGAUCUAAUCCGUGUUGGUAUUUUUAUGAAAGACUGUCUUGAUUCGGCUAUAGACUUGGGUGCUGACAUAAAAUUGCUAGCUUCAGUGAAAGAGAUGUUGCCUUUUAUUGAUGAAUUAGAAGUGCUUUUAGGAGUACGAGAGAUUUUUCGCAAAUCUUUUAAUACUUUCUAUGCUAAGAUCUGUAAUCCAGGUCCACCAUCAACAAAAGCAA